GCACCUGAAAAUCUUGUGCACGGAGUUCUCACAGUCCAGGCGAAUCUCACCAACCGUAACUGCUCUCUAUAAAACAGUCAGUGCAGGUCACAGUCCGCGCACCUCACAAGUCCCAAGGAACACUUUCCAGUCAAACAUUGGACCAGUUUCCUGUUUUAUUGUGCAUCUCCUCUGGUCUCUCUGAAUUGCGUAUCAAGCAAUCUAGCAAGCAGUUUGUAUUGACCCUUGUGGAUUCGUAGCGGCAGUUUCCCUUCGCCUAGUGUUCCCCCCCAUGUUUCUUCGAGUACCGAUGCGCCUUUCGUCGUCGUUGCUGUUGCUGUCGCUGCUCGGACCUCUACGGGUUGCGGGCUUUUCCGCUGGUGCGGGCGGUUGCUCCAGCAACGGCAACGGAUCCAUCCCGCUUUCCGGAAAUCCGCACGCGACAAAUCCCAUCGUCACGGGAGGUCUCGACGACAACGGAUUGGAAGUCGUGCUGGGUCCCAGCACUCUGGACGAAGGGACCGUUUUACAGUCCGGCGUCCCCUUUAACGUCUUGCUUGGCGUCGAGUACAGUCUCUAUUUGCGUCAGCGUGGACCCGCCGCCGAAGGCUUUCGCGGAUUCCUCUUCCGUCUCGAAUCCGGCGGCUUGGUCGACACCACCUCCGCACUGGAACCUCUCCCGGAAGACGCCAGUCGCGCACAAGUCGCCACCAACACCUGCGUCAAUACGGAAGGCGUCGGGGGUGUGACGCACCAGUUUCUACCGGAACCCAUUACCCAAGUCGGAACGCUGCUCUUUCUCGAAGAACAAGACAUUGGCAUGGUGCUCGACGUCACCGCCGUCAUCUGGAACCGGGGGGACGUCAAUGGAGAGCCCUUGUCCGAGUACUACUGGAGCUCCUUUACCUUGGACGCCGUGGAACUCUCCAUUGCCGAUGAUCUCACCGAGUCCCCGACGCAAGGGACGGAUGGCACCGCUUCUCCCGUGCCCACGAGUCCGCCCGCCGACUCGGGCUCCGCUUCGCCCUCCGCCGUCGCUACCACCGACGCGAGCAGUGCACCUUCCGCCGCCACUAGCGAAGCUCCCUCGGCACUCGUCACCACCACCGCACCCGUCGCUACCGGUAAGCCCACCGCCCUUGCCGAUACGCCAUCCUCUACUCCAACCAACAUUCUCACGACACUUGCUCCCACUACUCUUGUCUCUACCCUUGCUUUUCCUUCCUCGGCUCCCGUGGACGCCACUACAGACUCUGACAUGCCCUCCGACGUUCCUUCCGAUAUGCCCUCUUUGGUGCCCUCGGCGGUCCCCACCGUGACGCCGGCGUCCACCACUAGCGGUCCCACCGCAGCCCCUUUGCCCGGUUUGACGAAUACCUUUGCGCCCACCGCCGCACUCAACACAUCCCCGGACACGACACCACCCACGACUUCGGCCGCCGGGCGAAUGUGGACCGCUGGUACCGCCCUGGCGGGAACGGCUCUCGUCGCCGCCCUCGUAGGCGGACUCUAA
Messenger RNA from Phaeodactylum tricornutum CCAP 1055/1, 1492 nucleotides. RefSeq lists its product with no specific name. The coding region runs from base 272 to 1492 and encodes 406 amino acids. The record is from RefSeq and is a predicted model, not a curated record. NCBI's taxonomy places the organism in Eukaryota, Bacillariophyta, Bacillariophyceae, Surirellales, Neidiaceae. The transcript has a single exon.